AUGAACCAUGGUGUCAAGGUUGUGAAACUCAUAAGCUGGCCUUCAUUGAAUCGGGAAAAUGGUGAAACGGGAUGUAUAACUCCACCAUCUUCACAAAAUUGUCGGGAUGCCAAGCAUGAUGAAAGAAAAACAGUGUCGUCUAUCGUGGAUAAAGGUUUGAGCUUCUCCAGCGAACGAUUAGGAAACCAGUGCAAAUUGAUUCACCAGGAGCAAGAUGUCGGCGAAGGAGGGAAAGUGAGCACGCCGGUGACUACUCCACGAUGUUGGACUUCUGGAUGCGGUGUGAAAUGUAACGGGCCAGUUACACGAAAAACCUGUUGUUUGAUUGAUGGUGGACCGCCGUGCACACAAUUUGAGGCUUGCCCAAUCGUUGAAACUAGUCUUUGUGGCAGUUCACCGGACUCAUCAGGCAAACAGAACCAACCUGCUCCAUCCGAGCAGUCAUGCAAUGAGCUUGAUGCUCAUGAGUCUUCCUUACCGGAGGCUGAUAGCAACACAUCGAAUUGUGGAACACAGGCUGAAUCGCGAUCAACGUUUAAGUGCCAGUUUUGUACUAGUGAAUUCAAGCAGAAGAUUCACCUUCAGAAACAUAUGAUGUCUGUGCAUUUGGAACAGAAACCAUACAAGUGUGACACCUACGUUCUCGCGGCUUGGCUCCUGCGAUCAUCAUCUUUCGACGUUUGGGCCUACUCUCCAACCGGUCGCCUCCACUGCGAUGCACCUGGCCCUCAGUUGCAUACAGGCGUGGUCUAUGCACCUACAUUGGUGGACCUGUAUAUUCAGAAAAUGGGCCUCGUCUACAUCCAUUUGGAGGGCACUGGUACUGAAGAUCCAGGACUUCUAGUCGUCCGCAAAAACCACACACGGAAUUGCGACAUAUAUAUCGAUGUAUAUCAGAAACAACAGUGGUACAAAACACAGCCUUGGGGAACUCCAAUGGAGAUCGGCCCUGGAGAAAAGAAGGUCAAGUCUCUUUCCGUUCAGAAUGAUCUGUCCGACGGGAACGCCUUCAUCCAGUGUAAAAUUCUCCCUUGA
Messenger RNA from Opisthorchis viverrini, 1035 nucleotides. RefSeq lists its product as hypothetical. The transcript is spliced from 3 exons. The coding region runs from base 1 to 1035 and encodes 344 amino acids. The record is from RefSeq and is a predicted model, not a curated record. Lineage: Eukaryota; Metazoa; Platyhelminthes; Trematoda; Opisthorchiida; Opisthorchiidae.